AUGAGCGAUAAAGCAAACUGGCGCCAGCCAGCUUCUAUUGCCUUCGGUCUUCUCGGAGGAGGCUCCUUGGCCUUUGGUCAUCAUUUCUAUUACAGCUCUCUUGCCGGGACACUCGUGGAAGCCGACCGAUCUGUUGCCGGACACCAAUUCUCAGACCAGCAGUUUCAUACUACCAUUGGCACAGCAUUUUCUUUCCUAGUUCAAGCAUUGCUGAUGUUUUCUAUUUCAACUGCUUAUAUACAAAUAGUUUGGCAAGCGGCUAAACACCCAAGUGAAGCCAAUAAGCUGGAGGAGAUCGAUGCAUUAUUCUCUGCCUUGGCCAAUAUCCUAGCUUUGCGGAUGGUGUCGGUUUGGAAGAAGUACCCCUUAUUGUUGAUGAUUGUGCUAUGUGGGUGGUUAUUUCCUGUUGCUUUCGUCGUUCCGCCAGCUACAUUAUUCAUAGCGGUGGCAGUCAGAAACACAUCGACUCUGCAGCAUGUUCCAAACUUUGACUUUUCAAGUCUACGCUACCUGAAGGACAUCCCACCCACAUGUGACAUAUCUAGACCCGGGGACAAUAAACUUUACAAAGUGUACACCUCCAAAGGCCCCAAUGAAGAAGUCCGGAGAAUCGCCGCUUCCACCGCAGCUAGUGGAUUAAUCCUACCCAUUUCGCCAAUUGCAACGAACUCGAGCUGGGAACUGGAUUUCUACGGCCCUUCGAUAAGAUGUCUGAAAAUAGACGAGGAGUUGAAAGUAUAUUUCGAGCAAGAUAUAGCAAACUGGCUUUGGAACGAAUCGAGCCCCAAUUGCCUAUCUCCACCAGGUUAUGUUGCCUGGCGCUUUGACAUCAUCAAAGCUCCUAUUCAUCAUAAGUUUCACUCUGAGGAGAUAACUGGACCUAACGAGAUACAUGGUCCCUUCCGCGUAGUCACUGUUGAUAAUUUGGAGAGUCUCAUGCAAGGACAGUAUUCUGGCGUAUUUAUAGCCUUAGCACCUGAACUACUUAGUUUCGAGAAUCCUUGCUACCCAACCCAUAGAUCGCCAUCUCGACCCCUGGGCAGCUUUGAUUCCACAAUUUUCCAAUGCGGGCUACACAAUGCUUCAUACCACACAAAAUUUGAGUUCCAGUCCGGAACACAGAGCAUAGCCAUGCAAGUCAACCAUCUAGAGGCUCUCGAUACUGCCAAAUACAUUGUUGGCCUAGAGGGAGAUAUAAUGGAUUGUUUUCAGCUAGCAUCACAGUUCCUUUUACCAACAGCAACGUCUAAACCGUGCGCUUUUGACUUGAGUGCGCUGCGAAUUUUGUCCUAUUCUGCUAUCAUGCGCGCUUUCCACGAAUUGAUUCAGGGGUCUAUCUCGAUGGACAGCUUUGAACGUCAAUGGGCCCAUUCGUCGGCCAUUCUGUCCACAGUUCUUUACGAAACACCAGACCUAGACUUUAUUCAUACGUAUCGCGGGGAUGCUAGAACUUUACAGUGGGAACUUCAACAUGUGAAUGAUUCGAGGGGCGGUACUCUUGAGCCGAGCAUCAACCUAUCUCUGCCAGACGCUAUCGAACAACUGUUUCAAAACAUCACCAUAAGCCUUCUGAGUUCCAAACCACUCCAGCCCAAUCUAACAUCUGAGUUUGCCCCGCCAAAGGUAAACGUCUCGAUGACAUCACACUCAGUUGAAUACAAUUACUCAGCAGGAGAGCUCGCAGUUGCUUACGGAACUGCGGCGGCGGUUGCGAUCGCAGUAAUAUCAGUUGGAUUCAUUGCUAUACGAUCAAACGGCGCCAGCUAUACAACCGAUUUUUCUAGUAUAUAUCGCGUAGCACACCAGGCUGUUUUGAGCAUUGCGAUCCGACCAGAAGACACAGAUGGCGCUUACCCAUUAGCUGAUUAUUUAGGUAAAGCCCGCCUGAGCCUGAAGGGAACGAGUCGAUUGCCUUGCCAGAUACAGAUUACGCAAACUCAGUAUAUGCUACCUAACAAGACUUCAAGUCCACUCGAUAGAAGUGGUGAAGAAGGAAUUAGCACGCUAGAAUUCGAAGGGCAGAAGUGUCAAGAUGGGUUUGCAGAGAGUGAUGGAAGCAGUAUUACAACAUUAUGGUAG
Molecule: messenger RNA, 2079 nt
Organism: Xylaria bambusicola
Lineage: Eukaryota; Fungi; Ascomycota; Sordariomycetes; Xylariales; Xylariaceae
Exons: 3
Coding region: 1-2079 (692 amino acids)
Source: RefSeq, a predicted model, not a curated record